AUUGCUAUUACUUUUAGGUCACAUAAGAAGUAUGUCCAUGCUGCACAUUGUGUUGUAAUGAAAGAAUCCAUUGAUAUAAAGACAUUGGAGACAUUACCCGAAGAGAAAAAUUACAGAUCAAAUUCUAUUUUAGACAUACAUAUAUCAUCAGAAUGUGCUGCAAACCAAAUAUUGUCUACGGAGAGUGUACCUAGUCCAAAAGAAUAUGAAAUACUAAAAGAAAAAUUAAAAAUGGCUGAAGAGGAAAGGGAUAUCCUAAAAAGCAGAGUUAAUGAUUUAGAAAAAAAUAUCGCUGAAAAUACUGAAAUAAUCAAUACAGUUCUUAAUAAAGAUCAACAAAGAGCAAUUGUAUACGGUACUACAAGAGGUUCCAAGUGGUCAGAUGAAACAAUCGAAAAAGGAUUAUACUUGCAUUUUGCAUGUGGAUCACAUGGCUAUAAUCAGAUAAUUAAACUUGUUGCUCCAUUUCCUUCAUUGAGAACUUUAAGAAAUAAGAUAGAGGAUAUUAAAUUUGAACCAGGAGUAUUUGAAGAUGUUUUCAAAUAUCUACAGUUGAUUGUUCCUCAUAUUUCACCUACAUGGAAAAUCUGUGGACUAGUAUUUGAUGAAAUGGCGAUUAAAGAACAGAUUGAUUUUGAUACAAAUACAAAGGCAUAUAUUGGAAAUGUGACAUUGUCUAGCAAUACGAAUAGAUUAGCAA
Messenger RNA from Trachymyrmex cornetzi, 700 nucleotides. RefSeq lists its product as uncharacterized. The transcript has a single exon. The annotation marks the transcript as partial. Lineage: Eukaryota; Metazoa; Arthropoda; Insecta; Hymenoptera; Formicidae. The record is from RefSeq and is a predicted model, not a curated record.